GCCCCCGUCCCAGCCCGCACACUUGGGCCACCGCAGACCCGGGCCCGGUGGCCGCCCUGGGCGCGGCGCUAUGAUGCUGCGCUCCCUGAAGGCGGUGGCCCUGCUCCCUCUGGCCUUGGUGAUCUGGUCCUCCGCCGCCUUCAUCAUCUCCUACGGGGUGGCGGUGCUCAAAGGACACGUCGACCCGCUCCUCCCCUUCAUCAGUGACAUUGGAACAACCUCCCCAGAGAGUUGUAUCUUUGGAUUUAUGAUUAACAUUUCAGCAUUUCUUGGCACAGUCACAAUCUAUCUAAAAUUUAAAAUGGUAAAGAGGCAAACUGAAACUUCACAUUUCAUCAGUCCCAUGUUUAACAUCGUUUCAUCCAUUUUUGGAUUGGUGAGCUGUGUUGGGAUGUGUAUUGUUGCAAAUUUUCAGGAGUUGGCUGUGCCAUUGAUUCAUGAUGGUGGUGCCUUAUUGACUUUUGUCUGUGGGGUCAUAUAUGUCAUACUUGUGACAGUUAUUUCCUGCAAGGCAUGCCCACAGUGGAGUCUUUUUUUGAUCAGUGUCAUCAGAAUCAUCAUUUCUGUUGUUUCAUAUAUUGCUGUUGUCCUCCUGAUUGUAGGUGCCUCACUGAUCUCCAUACUCAACCUCAAAUUGAAUACAGGGACAAAGGCGUAUCUGAUUCAUCAUAUCAGUGCCAUCAGUGAGUGGAUUGUGGCAUUUAACUUCUUGCUCUUUUUUCUAACCUUUAUCCCGGAGUUCCAGCGCUGGGGAGAAAUUACGUAGACUCUAGCCCAGCUGCUGCCGGAGGACUUCAGAAGCCAUGAUCAACCUGCCGUGCCGCUGUGAGCCCCUGGGCCGCUGUGGACUGCCUCUGCCCGGACCAACCUCCCCCAGUCCCGAUCACUUCCACCAGAGUUUAGACCCUGCUGCCUGCAAGAGCUGGGAUAAUUCAGAAGACAUGACCGGGCUGCCAUUCCCCUGUGAGCCUUGGGGACUACUGUGAUGGCCCUUGAUUGGAGCAAGUUUCCCAUCCAGAUCACCAUCACCGGAAUUGAGACCCUGCACCCUGCUGGAGCUGGGAGAGUUCAGAAGUCACAACUGGUCUGCAUGGCACCAAAGCUCUGGGAUCUGCAGAGUACUGCCUUUGCCUGGAACAGUUAAGCCCUUUUGGUUCUCAUCGUGGAAGUCCAAUCUCUGCCCUCCACCUCCCCCCAGGACCCAGGGGUUUUCAGAAGCUACAGUCACUGUGAGAUCUGAAAUUUGCAUAGCGUUGUCUGGAGCCGGGACAAUCACCGUCACUGUGGAAUCCAGGCCUUGCAAGAGACCGGGGACUCGGGAAGUUGGGCUCAUCUGUCAUCCCAUGGACCUCUGGGGUCUGCUCUUGAAAGGUAUAAUAUUAACAUGCAGAAACAAAAAUGGUUAGAAGGAGCUAUAUGUUUUGAAGAGAAGAGUGACUGUCAAGGCUUGGCCAUCAUCCUGACACUUGCUAAUUUAACUUUUAGCAGGACAAUUACAAUAAAUCCACAUAUCGUAUUUCCAUUCUCUUUUUUCCCCUCUUAUCAGUCAAUAGUAUUUAUUGAGGGCUCACUGUGGAAUUUCUUUUUUGUCUGUCUUCACCUGAACUUGGCUACCCAGAAUGGGGCUUGUGAAUCGACUGUAGCAACAGGAGGCUACCCAAAGAACUGUUUUAUGAAAACUUGAAACUGGUAAACCAAAAGCAAGACAGGCAGAGUAAAUGUUUUAAGGACACAUAUGUGGGUGUGGGGUUAUGGGUGUGUGUGUGUGUUUCCCAGAGAUUUUUGUACUUGUAAUUUGACAAACCUAAAGAUAAAAAGCGUAAUAGGGAAUGCAUGCACAUUUCAGUCAGUGGCAAAGUUCUGGCAGGGAGGGAGAUGUGGGCCAUGUGUAAGAAUUUUCCACCCUCCCCAUGGCAAGAGGUUGGUGGGGAUAUGCAAGCUUCAGGACAGCAAGUCUGGUGCUAUGGAGGCCAGGUCCCAGGAAGGGAGCCCUGAGGUCUGGUGCUACGGCAGCUCUGACCGUCCCAGACCUGUAGCCUCACUGGAGGCCUGGGUGCUUCCACCACCUCAAACCCUGGCAAAGUGCUCUGUGUUUAUGCACGUGGAAUAAAGCGGGUGGCACUGUGUUCAC
Molecule: messenger RNA, 2131 nt
Organism: Ornithorhynchus anatinus (platypus)
Lineage: Eukaryota; Metazoa; Chordata; Mammalia; Monotremata; Ornithorhynchidae
Product: DNA damage-regulated autophagy modulator protein 1-like
Exons: 7
Coding region: 71-766 (231 amino acids)
Biological process (GO): regulation of autophagy
Cellular component (GO): lysosome
Source: RefSeq, a predicted model, not a curated record